Messenger RNA from Thalassophryne amazonica, 2768 nucleotides. It is a transcript of the gene mnd1, whose product is annotated as meiotic nuclear divisions 1 homolog (S. cerevisiae). The transcript is spliced from 9 exons. Gene Ontology annotation, cellular component: nucleus. Gene Ontology annotation, molecular function: double-stranded DNA binding. Gene Ontology annotation, biological process: reciprocal meiotic recombination. Bases 118 to 678 code for a protein of 186 amino acids. The record is from RefSeq and is a predicted model, not a curated record. Lineage: Eukaryota; Metazoa; Chordata; Actinopteri; Batrachoidiformes; Batrachoididae.
UCGUGAGCUCGUGACGAUCUUCCGCGGGAAAUUCGGUACUUCUGUCUGUCGAGAGCAAAAGCAAAACCAUAAAACGCUAAUGUUAGCUGACUUUGCUGUUAUAUCCUUCAUGCAACCAUGUCAAAGAAGAAAGGACUAAGUUUGGAAGAGAAGAGAACCCGCAUGAUGGAGAUUUUCUUUGAAACGAAAGAUGUGUUUCAGCUGAAAGACAUUGAGAAAAUCGCUCCCAAGACAAAGGGCAUAGCAUCCAUGACUGUCAAAGAAGUUCUGCAGAGCCUGGUGGAUGACAACAUGGUGGAUUGCGAAAGAGUCGGUACAUCUAAUUACUACUGGGCCUUCCCCAGCAAGGCCUUGCACGCUCGCAGUCACAAACUGGAAGAGUUGGAAAAACAGAUUUCUGAAGCAAAGCAGCGGAAAGUCACUUUACAGAAGGCAGUUGACAAAGCAAAAAUAGGACGGCAAGAUACAGAUGAGAGAAGCUCUUUGCUGAAGGAGCUGCAGGCACUGAGAGAAGAGAAAACUCAGCUUGUAGCUGAGCUGGAGAAAUACAGAGAAUGUGACCCAGAAGUUGUAGAGGAGAUGAAAAAAAUCAAACAUUGUAGCCAAAGAUGCUGUAUCCAGGUGGACAGACAAUAUUUUUGCCAUCAAGUCUUGGACAAAGAAGAAGUUUGCCUUUGAUGACAGUCGUAUUGAUAAAGCCUUUGGGAUACCCGAGGACUUUGACUACAUGGAUUGACUAAUGGUUUUCUGAUUAUAACUGAAAAAUGCUUCAGCUUUAGUUGGAAGCUCACAAAUGUUCGUAGUUCCAGUUUAAGUUCUGUUUAUGUCUUAGGUUGGGCUUUAAAUAAAGACUGAUAUCUGUUUAAAAAGUCUAGUUUUGCUCUGAUGCAUGAAGUUUAUCAGUGGAUAUGUUGCAUGGCUGCAACCAGAGAAGAUGCAACAUGAGCCAUUAGUGACUAUGAGGGGUGAGGGGGUUCUUUGAUAAACACAACUUAGCGGCUUGACUUUUGGAACACCUGUUUAUAUGAAAACCGAGAGCACCAAGUUGAUGAUGGAAAGGAAUCUGCACGAAACACAUCUGCGUUGCCAGUGUUCUAAUUUAUAUCGUCUCAACAGAUGACUUGCAAUUGAAUGCUUGUGCACUCUUGAUAUGCCUUGAUAUUUUAUUUUUGCUGAGAGAAACUAAAAAUGCAGGGCCAUCUGGUGUGGGUAUGUUCCCCGUUCUCACAGGUACGCACGCAAACGUAGGAUAAUAAUUGAGACCGCAUCAGAACGUCGCACUGGUCUUUCCCCUCAUUACCACCUUGGAGGGGGUAAUGUUUUUUGUGCAGUUUGUCUGUUUCUUUAUCAGGUUUAUGCAAAAACUGCGACACAAAUAAGGUUGGAGGAUAGCCCAGCAUAGAAACAAUUAAACUUUGGAGUGGACCCAAUUCGGGAGUUAGAACCAGGAAUUUUUGUCUCUUUAUAUAACUUUGUGAGAUGCCAUUUUUCAAAAUUUGAAUGAAUUUCCCAAAAAGAUAAUGCAAAUAUUAGCAAUACAUAUGCCAGCUUUUUUUUUUUUCUUCUUUUUUCAUGAGCUCCUAAAAAUGCCCGAUCUCACAAUGUUAAAGAAAGUGACAAAACAAAGUUCCUGGGUCUGCUCCUUUAAACGGAUCCACCCUAGAAGUUAAUGGUUUCUUCUUCAGACCAUACUCCACACUUUUACCAAUGUUCAAGAAAAUCAGUUUUGUAGUUUUUGUAUAAUCCUGAUUAAAAUUGAUGCAUAAUACAACUAGUUACAGAGAUAGGAAAAUCUUUAACAUAAUUUAAAUAAAGACUUGGCAGGCUGCAGAUCCUGUCUUAGAACUAGAAGGCACUCAGAGAUUGCACAGUUCCCACCAUUUCACAUGUUCCUGAAUGCUUAAAACUUUUUCUGGAUCUAAAAUAUGUUCCGGAUGAAAUUGAAAAUAAAAUUCCUUGUUUUUUGCAACAUUAUCCAUCUGCUCAACAAAUUUCAUCAACAUCAUCUCACAACUUUUUCAGUUAAAUGUUUCUAUGUACCAAAUAUUCUUCUGGAUCUCAGUUCCAGAAUAUAUUCCAGAUCACCUCCAAAAUUGGAUCACUUAUUUGCUGGAACAUUAUCCAUCUGCUCACCAAAUUCUAUUGAAAGCUGUUGAUUACUUUUUGAGUCAUUCUGCUAAAAGUCAAAUAAACACUGGUGAAAAAUCAACUCCUUGGCGGAGGUACCCAGUUAUAUCAGGCAUCGUCCAUUUAUAGCCCUCUUUGGCACCUCCAUUCAUGGCACCCUUUUGGCAAGUUUAUUUUUCUCCCUCUAAAGUGGAGAACAGAGAUAUCAAGAAUUUAUUAGUUGCAGCAUAUUUUUUUGCAGUGUGUGAAACAUUAGUCACCGGUCUUCUACGUGGAGGUUCUUCCUACUUUCCCCUCACAGGCACCAAAUGGCAUUGAGGUCAAUCAUCGCACUCAUGGUCACAAAUAUUUAUUACAAUGCGUGUGUGACGGGAGCUAAGAUACCUGGAUGGAUGAGGGUGAAGCUGGAUUUAUAGAGAAAGUAGUUAAUGUAUUGACAGUGCUGUAAACAUGAAAGUACCAUUACUUUUGGCACAGGUAAACCUGAUUUAACCCUUUGACUUUAUGUUCUGCUAUCCUUCUGAAACUUGUGUCAAAAUGUCUAUUCUCUUUUUCACUUGCUGAAAUUGUAAGUGGUAAUGUUUGUAAUGCAAGAAAACAAAAAAAAAAAAAAGAAAUAAAAAUGUGUACACUUAAUGGUC